AAAAAUUGCAAAUGGCGCGCUGCGUUUGAGAUUGAAGCACGUGUGAUUGACGUUUCAAAAAAUUUGGUCUAACGUGUUUAAAUGCAAUAAAAAAUACUGAAUGUACAGAAAGUAAAUUGUCAGCAUAAAUAUAUUUAAAAAUAACACGAUGCCGGAUAUGAAAUAUAUUUUGGUUACCGGUGGAGUUAUAAGUGGUGUUGGAAAAGGUGUGAUUGCAAGUUCUUUUGGCACAAUUUUAAAAAGCUGUGGUAUCGAUGUGACUUCAAUAAAAAUUGAUCCGUACAUUAAUAUCGAUGCAGGAACGUUCUCUCCCUAUGAGCACGGUGAAGUUUACGUGCUCGAUGACGGUGGUGAAGUUGACCUUGAUCUUGGCAACUAUGAGCGCUUCUUGGAUAUAACACUGCAUAGAGACAAUAAUAUAACAACUGGCAAAAUAUACCAGCAGGUUAUUGAGCGUGAAAGACGAGGAGACUAUCUUGGGAAAACUGUUCAGGUCAUUCCACAUAUAACUGAUGCCAUUCAAGAAUGGGUGCAAAGAGUAGCCCAUAUACCAGUGACACCAGACAAUGCUCCGCCAAGGGUCUGCAUAGUGGAACUUGGUGGAACUAUAGGUGAUAUUGAAGGAAUGUCAUUUGUUGAAGCAUUUAGACAAUUCCAAUUCAGAGUCAAGAGGGAGAACUUCUGUUGUGCACAUGUGUCUUUGAUUCCCAUGCCAAAAUCAACUGGAGAACCUAAGACAAAACCCACACAGUCUUCAGUCAGAGAAUUACGUGGUUUGGGCUUAUCACCAGACUUGAUAUUGUGCCGAUCAGAGAAACCUAUCAAUCAAGGAGUCAAAGAGAAGAUAUCUAAUUUCUGUCAUGUGGGACCAGAACAGGUAAUAUGCAUUCAUGACUUGAGCUCCGUGUAUCACGUACCCCUUCUAAUGGAAGCCCAAGGAGUAGUGCAAUAUUUAAAUGAAAGGCUUCAACUGAAUAUUUCCAUGCCACGACCAGGAAAGUUUAUGCGGAAAUGGCACAAUCUAGCUAAACGUGUGGACAAUCUUCGCAAAGAAGUGAACAUAGCUUUAGUAGGCAAAUACACAAAGUUGGAGGACAGUUACGCAAGUGUCACAAAAGCUCUGCAGCAUGCCUGCAUAGCAUCAGGCAGUAAGCUGAACCUGACAUACAUUGAAGCUGUGAACUUGGAACGACAGACUAAGAUUGAUGAUCCUGUUAGUUACCACAAAGCAUGGCAAAAUCUAUGCAAGAGCGAUGGUGUCAUAGUUCCCGGUGGAUUUGGCCAGAGGGGCAUGGAAGGCAAAAUCGAAGCUUGUCAAUGGUGCCGUGAAACACAAAAGCCGAUGCUUGGCAUCUGUCUUGGUCUACAAGCCUCUGUAAUAGAAUUCGCUAGAAAUGUUUUAGGACUGAAGGGUGCUAACACCACUGAGGUUGAUCCCAAUUGUGAGGACAAACUAGUAAUAGACAUGCCUGAACAUCAUCCUGGAAAUUUAGGUGGUACCAUGAGGCUAGGAAAAAGGAAGACUUAUUUGGAACCCAGUGUUAUAACCCAACUGUACAAGAAAGAUGUAAUAGAAGAACGUCACAGACAUCGGUAUGAAGUAAACCCAGAGUACAUAGAACGUCUAGAAGCUGCUGGUCUCCGUUUUGUAGGCAAAGAUGAGACAAAGACUCGAAUGGAGGUAGCAGUUGUUGACAAUCACCCUUACUAUGUCACAGUGCAGUUCCAUCCGGAAUAUUUAUCACGACCAUUGUCACCUAGCCCACCAUUCUUAGGAUUAAUUUUGGCAUCUCUUGGAAAACUCAAGAACUACUUAUCAAAGGGAUGUCGGUUGAGCCCACGAAACCAGUCUGAUGUGAGCUCAGAUGAAGACGAUAUAUCAGUGUCUUCUUUAAGUAUAGCUGAUGAAAAAACAGUCAUUGAAAAUGGUAUCGCCGUAAAUGGUGUAAGCAAAUAAAAAUACUGUUUAAUUGUUCUAUUAUAAUUCAAUAUUAUUAUGAUUAAGUGAUACUGUAAACAUAUAAUCAAAUUGUAUGCUUGUUGCCAUUGCAAAUUGAAAUGACAGGAAUGAAUAUUUUUGUAAAGGGAAGGUAUUAUAUAUGUAAACUAGUGAAGUAUGUUGCUUUGCUACAUAUACCAUCGUUUUAUACUUAUUUUCUUUUAGAAAAUAUAGCGUGUACAUUGUUAUACCUUUCACCUAGUCUGUAAAUGGUUGAAGCAUAAUACAAAUUAUAUAUUUAAAAUAUAUAAUUAAUACAUUUAAGAUAAAGAUGGUGGGAUAGAGCUGAGAGAGAUGGUAAAAAGAACUUGAUUACUUCCAAAAGACAUACAAGUUAUUAUAGAGUUUUGAUUAAUCUUUCAAUAUUUCUUUAAUAUACCUACCUGUAAUCGUUGGUAACAUAAGGAUUAAUUGUUUCAAAUAAUAGCUAAGCAUAAUUUUUGUAGAUUUUUUAUAUUUUAUUUGCAAAGAAAUGACUUGUAUGUUGAUGAUGUCUCGAAUAAUUUGAAGAUAUUAUUUUACAAUUACAAUAAAUAUCAUUAGUAUUGUUACCUAUCUAACAAUAGGGUAGUUAUUGGCUAUCUUUUUAUUUUAUUGUAUUGUAUUUUAUUUUCUAUACAGGAUGUUAUUAAAAACUUAUAUUUUAUAUAUAAAUUCUCUUUAUAUUAUUAAUGUCUGUCUGAGCUAUUUCUUAUACAGAUGCCAUAUUAAAUUUAUUUAUGUAUGAAAGCUAUCUUAGAAAACUACCUUAAUCAACUAUGCUUCCUUAAUAAUAGUUUGCUAGAACAAAGGUCCUACAGCUUGUAGUCCAUAAAUUCUUCUUUUAUAGAGGCUGAUCAGAAAUAUAUAAUAUGAUUAUAGAAUAAGUGGACGUAAAAAAAAUAUUAUACCAGUAGCUAUGUAUGACACUUUGAUCAUUAUUCUUUUCUAUAUAAAUUAUAUAUUGUAAUGAUGUUAAAUAAGUAAUAUAAUUUGAUAGGUAUGACAAAUUUCGACAGAGGCAUAUAAUUUACGAAUUGUAUCUUUUUGCCCCAAAUAUAUUAUAUUGUGAUGUAUAAAAUAACUGGUGAUGAUAUGGCUGUUGUAUAGCAAGUGAAAUAUAUAUUUUAUAUGGGCAAUUCUUUAGGAUUUAAAUGUAUUUAAUGAUGUAUACUCGUAACUUGUAAUAAAAAAUCUUUUUCUCUCGAUAAUAUAAUAGUUCUUGAUCAAAUAGAUUCAGCCCUUAGCUCAAAAGCAAUCAGACUAUAGUAAUAUACUAUUUAACAAGUGAAGCAUUCCAUAUUACAAUUCUUGCAGUUGUUAACUUUGCUCUAGUACUAUUGUUACAAUAAAGGCCAAUAAAGUUUUCCCGUCUAAA
This is a messenger RNA of Spodoptera frugiperda (fall armyworm), 3356 nucleotides long. It is a transcript of the gene Ctps, whose product is annotated as CTP synthase. The transcript has 10 exons. The record is from RefSeq and is a predicted model, not a curated record. Gene Ontology annotation, molecular function: identical protein binding; CTP synthase activity. Gene Ontology annotation, cellular component: cytoophidium; cytoplasm. Lineage: Eukaryota; Metazoa; Arthropoda; Insecta; Lepidoptera; Noctuidae. Gene Ontology annotation, biological process: CTP biosynthetic process; pyrimidine nucleobase biosynthetic process. Bases 149 to 1957 code for a protein of 602 amino acids.